AUGUUUUCAAAUAUGCUCUCAGAUUCGAAUUUUUAAGAUGAAGUACUUACAUAUUAGAAAAUCUCAUCUUCUCAAUCAUUUGAAAUGGAACCAUAUUCAGAUUUUGAAUCAAAUUAUCAUAGUACUAUUUUUUUUAAUUUUACUUAAUAGUGUAAUUGAAUACUAAUGAACGUUUAUAAUUUUAAGAUACAGAAGAUCAAGAAAUGAUUUUUAAAAUAAAGGAAGAUGAUACAUCUCUCAAUUUUUUGAAUCAAGAGUUAAAUAAAAGAAAACAAAAAAUUUGGAAUGAUUAAGAGGAUUAAAGACUCAAACAUUUAUUUAUGGAAUUUUAAGGAAAAUGGAAUGAAAUUGCAAAGCAUAUGCCUCAAAGAAAUGCUUCUUAAUGUUAGUAGAGAUGGAGAAGAAUCAAUCCACCAAAAGAUGUAUUUUUAUCAAAUUAUAAAUUUUUUAGUCAAGACAUAUUUGGACACAGGAGGAGGAUGAUAGAUUAAAAUAAUUAGUUUAAGACAUUGGGAAAUAGUGGAUGAAGAUUGCAAAAUGUAAUUUGAUUAUAUAAUUUUAGGUUUUGGUAACAUUACAGGGAAAUAAGUUAGAGAUAGAUAUAUUAACAAAUUAGAUUAAUCUAUAAAUAAAUAACCUUGGACUUAUGAAGAAGAUAUGCUUAUUUUAUAUUAAUAUAACAUUAAUGGACCUAAAUGGACUAAAAUUUCGAAUAAUCUUAAUGGAAGACCUGUAAUUUUAUGUUUAAUAUUUUAAUAGGAAAAUCAUGUUAAGAAUAGAUUUUAUAGUUAUAUAAAAAGAAACUAUUUAGGAGAAUAGAAUAGAUACUAAAAAAUAUAUACUUGA
Paramecium primaurelia is the source of this 846-nucleotide messenger RNA. The record is from the annotation of a GenBank genome assembly. Lineage: Eukaryota; Ciliophora; Oligohymenophorea; Peniculida; Parameciidae.